This is a messenger RNA of Sodiomyces alkalinus F11, 1647 nucleotides long. Its product is annotated as SAICAR synthase-like protein. The record is from RefSeq and is a predicted model, not a curated record. The coding region runs from base 98 to 1270 and encodes 390 amino acids. Gene Ontology annotation, biological process: phosphatidylinositol metabolic process. The transcript has a single exon. Gene Ontology annotation, molecular function: phosphatidylinositol kinase activity. NCBI's taxonomy places the organism in Eukaryota, Fungi, Ascomycota, Sordariomycetes, Glomerellales, Plectosphaerellaceae.
UUUCGAUGGUUUAAGAAAAGCUCCUACCCGACAUCACGCCUCUCAAUUAACCAAGACUUCUCUAAGCUAUCGCCCUCUCCCCUCAGAUCAGUUCACAAUGAAGAUUCGAGCUUCCCGAAUAUCGGACUCCAUCCUAAUCGCCGUGUCGAGCGAGGAGCCCGAUCCAACACAUCAAAAGAUCUCUCGCAGCAAAAGACUUCUGAAGCUCAUCUUUGCUUUCUUUUCUCUGUUCAAACUUCUGCUUACUCGUUACCGUCGCCCCGAGUUCCGUUCCCUCCGAAAAGACGUCUGGCGUUUGGACGAACGGGAAUACCUCGCUUCCUUCCAGCAGAAUGACUCCAACGAGUCCACAGGAGAAGAAGAGAGGGAGCAGCAGCAAUCAGAGCCAUCAGAUCAUGGCAAGGGCAAGGGCAAGGGAAGACAAACCGCCCGGCUCGAGCCCAUGGGCGACCUAGGCUACAGCGGCUCGACCUUCUUCACGACCCCGAACGGGAAAUACCUCAUCAAGUCCCUGCCCCGGCGGUUCGAAUACAAGUUCUUCACCGAGGACCUCCUGGACCCAUACGUCCACCACAUGCGCGCCAACCCGCGCAGCCUCCUCGUCCGCAUCACCGACGUGGUCCACGCGCCGCACCCGACCCUGGGCGGCCUCCUCGGCAUCGCCCCGACCCACCACAUCAUCAUGGAGAACCUCCUGUACGGCCGGGACGCCGAGGGCGGCCGCUUCAGCAACAAGUGGGAGACGUACGACCUCAAGCCCAACGACUACUUCUUCCCCGAGCGCGACAUCGCCGACGGCCGCCUCGCGCCCGAGAGCGUCAAGGACAAGCUCGUCGACGAGUUCCACGACCGCGUCAGGGUCAGCGCGGCGGACAAGCGCGAGCUCGUUCGUCUUCUCGAGGCGGAUACCCGGCUCCUUGCCGACCGUGACGCUAUCGACUAUUCCCUCUUUUUGGUCCGGUACCCGGGGCCUCGCGCGGCGACGGACGAUGGGGCGGAUGGUGCCGUGCCGCAGAAUGUGCCUUUCAUCGAGUCGGACGCCUCCGCCUGGCGCACCGGCUUGGUGGAUGCGGACGGGAAGUGGACGUACCGCGUCGUGGUGCUCGAUUUCUUCUGGGCCAGGCAUACGUUUCGCGCGUGGGCGCUGACGGGGCUGGUCAAGUCGUUCAAUAAGGUUGCUCAUAAGGGGCCCAUGAGCAUCACUGCAAAUCCGACCGACUAUAGGAAGCGGUUUCUGAAGAUGAUUGAUGAUAUUGUUAUCGACGUUUGAUUGGUAUGAAAGAGGACGUGAGGUGUCGAUUUUGUGUUUGGGCAAGGUGCCUGGUUCGCAGUUUGUCUUUGUCCGAGGAUACCCCUAUUGUAGAUAAUGACCUUUCACAACCAUUCAACAGUCCCUGCAUAUGCCCGAAGAUUUCUGCCAAUCCUUCCAAGUCUUAGGUGAGCUUAUUCCCCUUUUGUGUCGUUCAUCUCGGCAGCCUCUUGCGCCUGGACGCUGAGAGAGCCUCUUUUUGGAGGCCCUCCGGCAUGAGCACGGGUCUAUCAAUGACGGAUAAAAGGGUAAAGUGAGCCCAGGUUUCAGAAUUCAGGGGGCCAAACUGCAUGAAAGAGGACGGUUGAACUUGGGGGGGAUAUUUACCUGCUGCGCCA